GUUCAAGAGAGCAAGGAUGCGUCAACCUAAUGCUGAGCCCUGAAAAUGGGCUUCAAGCUCAGCUUAGCCCACACUGAUCAUUUCAUCAGGCUUUGGACGAGGACAGUGGGAAGGUUUGAAGUGGUGGUAGCUGGAAAUGAGGGUGCUGCAUUCCUCCUCCCCAACCCAUUUGUGUGCAGCUGGGGAAGAGGAAUGUCUCUGUUGUCUGCCUGCAACCAGCUUUGGUCUUCUCCUCCUCUUGGUUGUUUCCUGUUGCAUAUAAAAUUUCUUCACUUCUCUGUCCUAAAAUAUUGUAGUUUAUCUUCUGCGGUUCUGCGUUUCACAUCUUCCUGUGCUCUUACCCUUGCUUCCUGCCUCUUCUGUUUUCUGUUUCUCCCAUUAGCUCUGUAAACCCAACUCCCCGAGCAAGUAUUUCUACCUUACAAGCUGCUUACAGAAGCUAGAUGCCUUUUCUAGACAAACCAAUCCCAGACAAAACUGUCCCAGCCCUUGCACUUAUGCAGCUGCUCAUUUGACCCUAAUCCAUUUUAAAAGGAGAGUGCUGGUGGGUGAGGAUGGAGUCAGAGGAGGGAAGUCCUUGCUUGCCGACACCCAUGGGAGAAGCAGCUUUUUAACUCUUCCGUGAUCACUUCAAACUGAUUAUUCCUGGUCUCUUGAGCUUUUAUGAUCAUUUUAUUAGACUUCCUGGCUGUGCUUCAGUGGCGGGUGACUGAAUUUAGUCUUCUCUACAUCACGGUGAUAGUAGUAAUGCGAAGUUUAAUGAGUACCUGCAAAGCUGUGUAGCAGGGAAGGAACUGCCAUGCCCGUGGGACUCUUCCGGGUGUGCCUACUGGUGAUUACAGCUAUUGUCAACCACCCGCUCUUCUUCCCUAAGGAGAAUGGCACCGUCCCCGAGAACACAGAAGAAAUCAUCCAGAAGAUGAAGGAGCGGGAGGAGAGCCUGCGGCUGGAGCAGUUGCGCUUGGAGCAGGAAAUUGCAGACCAGGAAGCCACACAGAAGGCUCUGGAAAAGGCUGCAGUGGUAGUGGAGGAAAGCAAAGAGGAGAAGGUCCGAUGGGAUAUGUGGACUGCCCUCUCCAUGGUCAUCUUCCUGCUGAUCGAGCUCUGGAGGCAGGAUUUCCAGGAAGGGAAUUGGCAGGACAUAGGAGGAGAAGAGGAUGACAUGGCAGUCCUGGGGAAAGCAUUUAAAGGAGUGGCCUUGCCCGACAAGGCUGUCCUGGCCAGCUUCUAUGAGAAGCGUAUCCUGGGUACCACUGGAGACAUGGCCAGGAUGCGGGAGAUGGUGGAAGGCUUUGCAGAUGACCUGCUGGAGGCCUUGAGGAGCGUUUGUAACCGGGAUGCUGACAUGGAAGUGGAAGAUUGCAUGGGCGUGGGGAGCAUGUAUGAGAACUGGAGAGUGCGUAAACCCUUCGUCUGUGAUCUGAUAGUGCCUUUUGCUCCCCCAGAGCCUUACUGCUUUUGCUGCCAGACCUGGUGCUCUGGUGACUCUUUUCCCCCAGAUGAACAAGGUUAUGGCACUAUCAAGGUGUGCAGGGCAGAUGAGGAUCAGACAGGUUGCAUCUGUGACAAGACUAAACUAGGGGAAGAUAUGCUGUGCCUCCUCCAUAGCCAAGUCAGUAGUACCAGGCCCAGCAGUGAGAUGGAGGACCUCCUGUGCUUCAAAAAUACUCAAUAUCUGGAUGCUGACCAAGUCAUGAAGUGGUUCCAGAUUGCUGUCACCAAGGCCUGGAACAGAAUCUCCCACAAAUAUGAAUUUGACCUUUCCUUCAGCCUCCUGGACUCACCAGGAGCCCUGAAGAUAAAAUUUAAAUCGGGGAAAUCGAUUGCCUUCAACCUCACCCCUGUGGUGCAGUAUGAGAACUCUGAUGUUUACUUCAUCUCCCACUUCCCUCGGAGCAGCCUGGUAGCAGACAUCCCCUCCAGCACCCACUGGUUUCUCACUUUUGCAGUUUAUGAGAGGAGGUUCAUCCAGCUGGUCUCCAAAACACUGCCUGCCAAUGCCUGCCACGUCAGCUGCCUUCAGAUCCUCUCCUUCCUCCAUGGGAAGCAGUGCAGCCUCACAGGUCCCAGCGGGCUCACCAACUACCACCUGAAGACAGUGCUGCUGCAUCUCCUGCAGGCUCGUCCCAGCCAGGACUGGGCCCCAGAAAAGCUGGAGGCCCGCCUACAGGACAUGCUGAAAUUCCUAGAGAAAUGUUUGCAUGAAAAGAAGCUUUAUCACUUCUUUAUUGGCAAUGGGAAGGUACCAGCAGAGCUGGGUUUCCCCAUCAUAUUUCAGAGGGCUGAGCCUCUCAACCUUUUCCGUCCCUUUGUGCUACGCAGGGACAUUUACAGGAAGAUGGUGGACACGUUCCACGAGAUGCUCAGGAACAUGUCUGCAUUGAUAAAUGAGUACACGGUGCACAUUCCCCUUGCACACACCAAUGGGAUCCGUAAGGAACCCCUUUAACCAAAGCCAAACUCUAAGCACAAGUCCAGAGGGCAACUUUCUGAAGCCUUCUGGAGACAACUGACUUUGCCAAUGGAGCUUCUUGUGUGGAGCUGAACCAGUCCUGGGCCAUGGUUCCUGCUGAAAGGAAGAGGCUUGGGGGGAAGAAUAGGGAGAAACUGGAAGAUGUGGUGGUGAAGUAGGUUUCUGUUCCACUGCUGUGCUUGGUUUUGUGCAGCUAAGAAUAUAUUUUUUCUAUUGUGCUUCAGUCAUGCUACAGCAGUGGUGAGCAACAAAUAGAAGUAAUUUAUUCAGAUGCCUGCAAUGCAAAUGGGGGUGGGGGUGUGAUGGUGGCCAAAUACUUCAUUUCCUUCAGAAGGGGCAGAUAAGAACAGGGUGGAGGAAUCAAAGACAGGAUCUUGGGAUCAAAGGAGCCUGUCUGCUUGCAGACAGCAGGAGCUCUUUCACCAAUGGGAAGUGCAACAUAAGUCUACAUGCUGGUGUGGAGAGGAGGAGGGUCAUGCACAAGAUCUGGACUGGAUGGAGAUCCUUAAAGCACAGCUGCAAAAGGGUACUGUAGUUAAAAAGGAGAAGAAGAAAACAAAAGCCUUCUUGAUUGAACUUGCAGCAGUAACUUAAAUGGCUUGUCCUGUCUUUCAAAAAUACCCCUGCACCUUUUUUCUCCUCUGGGAGGAUGUAGCAGAGCAGGGUCUGUCUUCAGACCAUUUCAUUCAAGUCUUCCAUGGUAACAUGGCUAGUGAUUUACAUUCCUGCCCAUUUUGUAUGGAUUCAUGAACAGGAACCUUUAUUAUCUUAGCUAAAAGAAACACCACUACUGGGUUCUGAUAUUUUGGGUUGUUUGUUUUCCGUACCUUGGGGCACUAAGGUGUGAUAACAGCCUAGAGAGAAAGGAAAAGCAGGGCUUGAACUGUAUCAGCUUUGAAGGUCCCUUCCAGUCUAAACUACUCUGAUUCUAUACUGCUGUAAGUUUUGCUUUCACAAAAGAAGCAGUUCUCCAAAAUUAUCCUGCAAUGAAGCCGAUCUCAGAAGUCUGGUAGCAGGAGUGAACAAUCACCCUCCAAAUGAGAUUGUGACUCUCUGCACAUGGUUUUAAUUAGGCCAAGGCCAGCAGGAGGGAGAAGGAAGGGAUGAAAAAGAUGCACAUGUAGUAGAUCUGGGCAGUGCUGCUUGCAGCUGCUUUAUGAUCCAUGUUGCAUCCCUUCUGCUCCACAUAUGCAGGCAAAAGCUACUUUGUACAUUCUCCUCAAUCUUUUUAAAGACUGCUGCUCUGAGGACCUGCACUAUAAACUGUAAUUUGCUGAGCUGGGAGUGCAAAGGGGGAGAGCUGCUGCAGGCUUUCAGGCCAGGGGAGAGUCUUGAGGUGUGUGCUAAAACAAAAACCAAAACAUUGCAGAAAUGGAAAUGCCUGAAAUCCCACAGGAAGCAUGUUAGUGCUGUGCCAUUGGGCUGCCCAGCCCCAGAAGGUGGCUUUGCUGAAGGAGAGGACUCAGGAGAUCCUCAUUCUUCUGAGUGUGGGUUCCAAACCAGGGCCCCAGUGCAUAAUUGCUUUAUGCUAGUCCCAGAAGCCUGGCCUCCAGUGCUAGGGGGCCUUUCCUACCUUUUUCUCACACUAGGAUUUCCUGCAAAGUUUUACACUAGGGCUUCCCUUAAUCCUGUUUACAAGCGGGUGGUUGUUCUGUGAGGUAGGACCCAUCAGGGAUGCUUUUACCAUCACUCCACAGGGCUCUUUUCAUCAAUCCUCUCUAUCACAUCAGAGAGAAGAUUCAAUCCCGUAUCACUGCUGGUAACAGCACACAGCAUGAAGCUUGUUAUCCAGCGUUAUCCAGUUGAUAAGCAAACUCUCCACAGACAUGUCCUCUUGUCUCUUUUCCUGGUAAAAACUGUUUCACCACCUCAUUGGUGUCUGUUCUUCUCUGUCCUGCCACCACUGAGGGACACUUCACACACAAAGGCAGAGAAAGCUGUAACUCCUGUCUCCACACCUGGUUUGUAAGAAAGCACAGAUGGUGACAGAGCUAUUCCCAAAGUGCUGCCUCCCUUGGCUUUUAUUACCAUAGGUAGUUAAGUAAGGUCUCUGAACAGAAAGUAAAGGGUAGGUAGGAAUGGGGGAGAAGAGGCUGGUGGGUAGUGACAGUAGGAAAAAGUCUUGGAUCAUAGUGCUUGCUUCAGCAUCUUUGGUGAUGAGUUUCUGGUAGACUGCCAGGAGAGCAACAGGGCAGGACUAAUUGCUGACGCUAACGAGUGCUGUAAAUCCCUGGCUUUCCUUAGUACAGCCAAGGUGGCUUUCCCCAGUAGGAAAGAGAGCAGGAGCAAUCUCAAGGGCCAUGGCAAGCAGGUAGUGACAAGCAAGGUACAGGGAGGGUGGGUCAGUACUGGAGCCUGGAGGCUACCUCAGAAGCUGCAUAAGUCAUUUGCAAACCCAGGUGAUUUGCCAUUUUUACCUGCCCAGGUUUACUGCAAAGUGCCUGUAGCAGACCCAGCUUUACAUAGACUGCUGGCAGGCAGGUCACGCUGGAGCAGUUGUGGUUGAUCUAAAUGUGCUCCUAGCCCAGCCAGAGAGAAAUUAGAAUUUCUCUGCCAUUUCCUGUCAGGAGUCUAAAUUUAGACUGUCCAAAGAACAGAAACAAAUUUGUGACCCAGGUCUCUCAGGAAAUGACAUUCAGAGUUGAAAAAUAACUUUUAUAUAAGGUUGAGCAGGAGGACCAUCAGAAGAAAAGGCUGUUGAACAGAAUAAGGUAACUCCCUUAUUAAAAUGUCAGAAGAAAGCUUUGCAACACCAAAGGGCUUGUAAACGUGCCCAAACUCGUCUUUACACAGCCCCAAGCACUGCUGCUCAGACUCAAAGGGAACCUGAACUGAUAAGUGGAUUGAAUCUUUUGUUCUUUGUUUUCUGUACUUGUAUGCCUGUUCUCUCUUGUGCCCAAACUGACCCUGAAGUAUUCCCAUGGGGUUUAGUUGAACAGAAGCUGGAUCUGAAUCAAGUAAUUUAUGGAUUUGAUUCCACUGAAAGCAAAUUGCUUGGCUUAGUUUUCCUACAUGCAAUAUGCUCAUUUUUCCCUGAGCACUUUUGGAGUGAUCUGGUCUGUGCAUUUAGGCUGUGAGGGGACCCAUUCAUACCUGUUGGGGGGAAAUAUUAUCUGUGAUUAUAAGCUGUGCUCCAGUCAGCCUCAGAGUGGAGAUCUUCCUUGCAAACCAAAGGUACAGACGUCCCAUCAGAGGAGAGGCUGCUACACCGUGUUUCUUUGGAUCACACAUCUGCCAUGGUACAAGGAGGCCAUGAUGUGAAGCACAUCAUUCCUUGGACUUCCUUGUCUCUUCUGGAUCAAAUCUUUGCCCACCAAAUACUAGCCUAUUUGUAAAAGCCCAUGCUCACAUUUCACAAAAAAAGGUUCAUAAGACAAUUCAGUUCCAUCAGCUGCCAGCCAGUAAAAAUGUCCUAAAACAUUUUAGUGUUGCCCAUGGGCAGUUCUGCCUUGAUUGAAAUCUAGGUGAGUAAUCAUAGGAAGCAGCUUUUAAGGAUGGGAGUAGAAGCGAGAUUUUGUGGUUUAAAGUGAAAAAUGUCCUUUUAAAACCAAACUGCUUACGGCACCUGAGUAACAAACAUCUCUUUGGCAAUGCCUGUAUCUCUGUGAGACAUCCUAAGGAAAGGUAAACAGCCUGUCCUGGACUCUCGAUACUGUUCUUGUCAUUUGCUAACCAAGUGAAUUCAACACAUGAACUCCAAGUGCCUUCCACUGGUUUCCAGCCACUCCCUGAGCCCUCAGCUUGUGGUUUUAAUAUUUUAUUACAGGCUCUGUCAAAGCAGUGGAAUUAGUGGUGAGUUGAUAGCAACCACUGAUCUACAGCAUAGCCUCAGGAGCCAUUUGCCCUUAGAAAAUGUCUUGGUCUAAGGUUAUUAUUGCUGUACAGGAGCUGCAUGUCUUCUAAGGGGCGGUGUUGGGUGUUCACUGUUAAGCAGCCACAGAAAAGAGUUUCUCUCUUUCCAAGCUGCUCUGUAUACAGGUAUAUACAGGGGUAUAAAGAUGUAGUUUAGCAAAAUGAUCCAAAAAUUUAUCCAGUAUUCAAGCAGCAGGAUUUUGUGUUCGUUCACCAGCCAUUUUUAAUGCAAAGUCUUUGCAGUGUUUUCUCUGAGGUGAAGAAAUUAGACUUUAGGCACCUGUAACAGCUUUGUCAUAGGACCCUACCUGGUAAACAGCUUUAUUUAUUACUUGUCCUUUUUUUAGAAUUGGGGGGGGUCUGUGUGUAACGUGUUAGCUCAGAAGCAAAACUAGUACAGAGAUGAAUCUUGGCAAUGCAGCCAAGAUGGGCAGUAACACCAGAACUCUCCAGACAAAGGUCUUCCUUGAUGGACAAGGCUGUACUUAAACCGCUGCUUCUAUAGCAGGACACUGUUGAAUUUGUAUAGAUCUUCUCAUGCAGCUUUAUUUAUAAUAAAGGAAGUCUUGUACAAAA
This is a messenger RNA of Pyrgilauda ruficollis (rufous-necked snowfinch), 6901 nucleotides long. RefSeq names its product inositol 1,4,5-trisphosphate receptor interacting protein (gene ITPRIP). The coding region runs from base 800 to 2449 and encodes 549 amino acids. The record is from RefSeq and is a predicted model, not a curated record. Lineage: Eukaryota; Metazoa; Chordata; Aves; Passeriformes; Passeridae. Gene Ontology annotation, molecular function: protein kinase inhibitor activity. Gene Ontology annotation, cellular component: membrane. The transcript has 3 exons.